Messenger RNA from Oppia nitens, 3682 nucleotides. RefSeq names its product band 4.1-like protein 3 (gene cora). The coding region runs from base 207 to 3563 and encodes 1118 amino acids. Gene Ontology annotation, molecular function: structural molecule activity; actin binding. NCBI's taxonomy places the organism in Eukaryota, Metazoa, Arthropoda, Arachnida, Sarcoptiformes, Oppiidae. The record is from RefSeq and is a predicted model, not a curated record. The transcript has 13 exons. Gene Ontology annotation, cellular component: cytoskeleton; plasma membrane.
UGAAUGCUGUGUCAGUCAGUCAGUCAUUCAGAGAGUGAGCACUAGUAGUACACACACACACACACACACACUGUAGUGUAUUGACGGCACAGUUUGUAUUUAUGUGUAUAUAUGUGUGACUGACUGCCUGUUCAACAGUACAGUUGACAUCUCCCGCAGCUAAUAAAAGUUGUGAUUAACCGGAUUUGUGGUUACCAUCAGAUGGUAUGGCAGAAGGAGAUUCAAUUGAGCAAAAGUCUGAGGCAUCGACAGUUGAUGUGAUGCAAGAAAAUGGACCGAAAAGCAAGAAACGAAAGCCCCGGUCGGCCACUAAUUUGAGCUCAAAAGAGACUUCUUGUAAAGUGAUUCUACUCGACGGCAGUGAAUACGAGAGUCACGUCAAUCGGCGAACCAAAGGUGGCGAACUGUUUGACAAAAUAUGUGAUGAACUGAAUCUUCUGGAGAAGGAUUACUUUGGCCUUUCAUAUCGUGAUCACGAAGAAUCACGGAAUUGGCUUAACUUAGAUAAACGUAUAGAAAAACAAAUUAAAAAUCUGCCAUGGAUCUUCAAUUUUGAAGUCAAAUUUUAUCCACCCGACCCGACACAGCUCCAGGAGGACAUAACAAGAUAUUUAUUAUGUCUGCAAAUACGAAACGACAUACUAAUUGGUCGUCUUCCCUGUUCAUUUGUAACCCAUGCUAUGUUGGGCUCGUAUUUGGCACAAUCGGAACUGGGCGACUACGAGCCCGACGAACACGGCAACAAUUAUCUAUCGGAAUUCCGAUUUGCACCCAACCAGACACACGAGUUGGAAGAAAAAGUCUGCGAACUACAUAAACAACAUCGGGGACAGACAUCAGCCGAAUCGGAGAUGCAAUAUCUGGAGAAUGCCAAAAAGUUGGCCAUGUAUGGCGUGGAUCUGCAUCCGGCUAAAGAUUCGGCCGGUGUCGACAUUAUGAUGGGUGUAUGUGCUUCCGGUCUACUUGUCUAUCGGGAUCGGCUCCGAAUCAAUCGGUUUGCGUGGCCGAAGAUACUUAAGAUAUCAUACAAGCGAAACAAUUUCUACAUUAAAAUUCGGCCUGGUGAAUUUGAACAAUACGAAUCGACUAUCGGCUUCAAACUGGCCAAUCAUAAAGCGGCCAAACGACUCUGGAAGACCUGUGUCGAACACCACACCUUUUUUAGACUCAUGUCACCGGAGCCGCCGCCAAAACAAAGCCUAUUUUUGCCACGUUUUGGAUCGAAAUUCCGUUACUCUGGCAAAACUCAUUACCAAACCCGGAUGUCCAGUGCACUCAUCGAUCGACCAGCUCUUCAUUUUCAGCGAACGCUAAGCAAUAGACGAUUAACAUCAAGAAGUGUUGACGGAGUAUUGGGUUUUGAGAGAUAUAGACCUCCUGUAGCUGAUCAUAGACCGGAUGAAACAAAAAUCCGUAGCGUUUCAGGUCCGCCGCGACCAUAUGAUUCAGAUCGUUCGAGUCGCGAUGAAAAGGUUCGCUCGGGAACCGGUAUCUCAUCGACAACAGCUACGACACCCGAAAGUAUUGGCGGUAAGACUCCGUCACUUGUUUCAGAUGGCGAAGAAUCUGAACGACGUCAUCAUCGACGACCAAUCGGCGGCGUUGCUGUAUUGCCACCGAUGGAAAUGAAACGCAUUGAAGAACAGCGAAAGAGUCCAAUCGAUAGGCCAUUAAGCAAAAGUCCUGAGAUUCUAUACGAAGAAGAGCGGUCAACAAAACCGCCGGUAAUAUCGCCUAAAACAACUGUCACUUCCCAUAAAAGUAGAGUUACUCCCACUAAACGAGAAGAAUUUUUUAACGAAGCAAACAAAGCUGAAAGUCCAUUGACAAGUACUCCGAAGAGUAGAUCAUCGCAAGGGUUUGACCUAAAACCGGUCGGUUCUGCAUUUGUUAAGGAAUAUACUUACGUUACCGAUGAAGACGGUGACAAUCGGCGUCCAUACAGUCCACGAGAUCAUGGUUUUUCAUAUUCUACUGAUCGAAAGUCGGCAGACAUGUCUCCCAUUGCCAGAGGAGAGGACCUGCCGUCGCCUACUAGCAAACGUAUGACAGGACUAGCAUUUACUUAUAGACCGCCCGAUAAAGAUGUGGUAGAUCAGCGUUCGCCGACCAGCGAGACGACUAAGUCUCCGCCACAAACCAAAGUUAGACAAGAAGUGCCUUCACGAGACGCGACAGCUGUUGAGCGCACAAAAAUGCAAAUGCGUGACAAAGGUCUGCCAAUUGGCCAGACAAUGGUUACGACUGCUCCCAAACAAUCAAAACUUCCCACAAAACUAUCGCCUACUUUAGUAGUCCUGGAAGAUGACGAUAAACAGCGAAAAUCAAAAGAUAGAUCAGGCAUUCCAACAAAAACCAAAUCACCCAAAACAACACCGACGUCACCGAAAACUAUGACGGAAACCGGCAGAACUUCCCGUCAAUCAAAAGACUCGAAACUAGAGUCAAGUUCCAGUGAGGGGUCAGUUACUUCCGGCAGUUCUAUGGAUGAGUACGACAAGGAAACAAUUAAACACGACCCGACCAUUACGGCUACACCAGUGAAAACUGCUAUCAAAUCGGCUAUUAAAUCACCGGACAGAAUGAUAGUGUCAUCACCAGAAAAAGGUCGUUUGGUUAGCACACAAAUGUCUGGUCCAAAGAUAACCCACGCCAGCCGUAAAAGAGUUGUGACCAAUGCUGACGGAACUGUCGAAGAAAUGGAAGAAGUGCUCGAACCGGACGCUUUGGGCGCGUUGUCGGCCGCAUCCAAACCGGUAAUUAUUGGUGUCGUGCCCUCCGCUGCCACUAAAUCUCGUACUUCAACUUCAGAAUCGAUUUCUGAAAAGUCUAAACGAACUUCACAGCGAUUACCGCAUCAAACGGGUCAUCCCAUACACGAGUCUUCAAAAGUUGCCUCAUCUUCGAUAUCAUCGGUAACCAAAAAGCAUGAAGAAGGACACGAAAGGGGACUGCAUUCGACAAAAAAGACAAGUACUACCAUUGAAGAAGAAAAGUCGUUGUCGAAGCACAUCUCGCAAAGCACUAGACUUGUCGGCAGUGGCGGCGGCGGACCAGCCGAUGAUGUUCAUCAACCCAUUAUUAAGACUGAAAAGAUCAAAUAUAGCCCAAGUGCUCAACAAAGUCCACUCCCAACCAAAUCUGUUCCUGUUAUUGCUACCGAAACUAGAAAAGUGGCCUACACUGAGACACGGCCAUCAAAGCAUACUCAAGAUUCACAGCCACCAAUGACAACGGCUACACCACCGCCGCCGCCACAGUUUGCUAACGACACAAGUCCUGGUACUUCACCGACCAAUGGAUCGGCUGCGUCACCGGUAGGCAAUGUGGUCAGUUCGCAGACAAUUUCAUCGAAAACAAGAACCGUUGAGACGGUUACGUAUAAAAUGGAAAAGGAUGGCGUAGUCGAGACCCGAGUCGAGCAAAAAAUAACGAUUCAAAGUGAUGGCGAUCCCAUCGAUCACGACCGGGCACUGGCAGAUGCCAUACAAGAGGCAACUAUGAUGAAUCCGGAUAUGACUGUCGAAAAAAUUGAAAUUCAACAACAAUCGUCAAUCCAGUGAUCCAUAUAAUAAGCCCAUAACCAUCGAUGACUACUAUUAUACUGUAAUAUCAUAAUAAUGAUGACUACCAUUUUGAGAGCAGCUUUUUAUUUGAGAGAAAAAAAAUUAUAUAUAUAUAU